AGCUUCAUUCACCCACAGUCACAUACCCAUCUUUGACCAUGAGUUGCCCUGAGUCUCAAAAAACGGGGACGAGUGGGAAGAAUGCUAGUUCUCCUCAUAAACAAGUUGUCUUCAAAAAAAGCACCCGUGACAAAGCUCUGACUAUCUACCUGGGAAAGCGGGACUUCAUUGACAACAUAGGGAAUGUGGAACCUGUAGAUGGUGUUGUAUUGGUGGAUCCUGCAAUUAUCAAGGGGAAAAAAGUGUAUGUGUCCCUGACCUGUGCUUUUCGGUAUGGCCAGGAAGACAUUGAUGUGAUUGGCCUCACCUUCCGACGGGACCUGUUCUUCUCUAGGGUCCAAGUGUACCCACCUGCUGACAAGCUAGAGUCUCUCUCCCACUUGCAGGAAUCUCUGCUAAAGAAGCUGGGGAAAAAUGCUUAUCCCUUUUUCUUUACAUUUCCAGAUUACCUGCCUUGUUCAGUCUGUCUGCAGCCUGCACCUCGUGAUGUUGAUAAGAGCUGUGGGGUGGACUUUGAGGUGAAAGCUUUCUCAACAGACAAUGUGGAAGAGAGAAUUCAUAAGAGGAACUCUGCACGUCUGCUGAUCCGUAAGGUGCAAUAUGCUCCAGAAAAGCCAGGACCCCAACCUUGUGCGGAGACCACCUGGCAGUUCUUCAUGUCCAACAAGCCGUUACACUUGAAAGCUUGCCUCAGUAAAGAGGUGUACUACCAUGGUGAGCCCAUUCCAGUCACUAUCAUUGUCAACAACAGCACGGAGAAAACAGUGAAGAAGAUCAAAGUCCAAGUGGAACAGGUUGCCAAUGUGGUUUUGUACUCCAGUGACUACUAUACAAAAGUGGUAGCUGCUGAGGAAGCACAGGAAAAGGUGCAGCCAAACAGCAGCCUAACCAAGACACUGACACUUUUGCCCUUGCUAGCAAAUAACCGGCAGACACGGGAAAUAGCUCUGGAUGGAAAGCUAAAGGAUGAGGACACCAACUUGGCUUCUAGUACUAUUAUUAAGGAUGGAAUAGACAAGACAGUGAUGGGGAUUCUGGUUUCCUACAAGGUCAAAGUGAAGCUUACUGUUCCAGGCAUGCUGGGAGACCUCACCUCCAGUGAAGUGGGCACAGAGCUGCCGUUUCGUCUCAUGCACCCCAAACCUGAGGAAAAGAACACAGCAGGGAAGAAUGGUGAAGCAGAGCUGGUAUUCGAGGAGUUUGCUCGUCAACAGCUGAAAGAUAUGCUUGAUGAUGAAGACAAGAAUAUGCCUUCAACUGAUGAGUGACUAGAAGAACAAGCUGCCAGAGAAGCUACGUAGUCUGGCAUCAAUUAGAAAUCUAGGGCCUAGGUUUCUAGUAAACUGCAUGUUCUCAGUGCAUGCAUGGUCUUUCAGGGAUCAACCCUGAGAUCAGUGGACACAAAAUCAUGGAUCUCUAUGGCUUAUUAAAAGUUUUGGCUCUAGAAGAACGUAGCAAACUCAAAACCUGAUGCUUACUUGAGCUAUUGGAGGAGGACAGGAAGGCUGCCAUGCCAUGACUUCUGCUUUCAGGACUACCUAAUAAAAAGAUUGGUUGCUAUCACCACUGAUCAGAGCUUAAAUGAUGGUUUGUGCAGCCUGCCUAGACUUACUCGAUGUCAAAGAGCCUCUGACUUUGAAAUGCUAGUGAACCAAGUCCUAGUCUGAAAGGCUGGCUUGCAGCCUUUGAUGAUCCACUGAAGUUUCUCAGCAGACUGUACAAAACUGAUUUUAUUUCCUUUUGGUUGCUUUUGUGUAUAUGCUUUACCAAACUCAUCUAGUGAAUGUUCUCAGUGCUUGCACUGUCCCCAUGUGGCUUACAUCCAC
Haliaeetus leucocephalus (bald eagle) is the source of this 1826-nucleotide messenger RNA. RefSeq names its product S-antigen; retina and pineal gland (arrestin) (gene SAG). Gene Ontology annotation, cellular component: photoreceptor inner segment; photoreceptor outer segment. The transcript has 15 exons. Gene Ontology annotation, biological process: G protein-coupled receptor internalization; signal transduction. The coding region runs from base 39 to 1268 and encodes 409 amino acids. The record is from RefSeq and is a predicted model, not a curated record. NCBI's taxonomy places the organism in Eukaryota, Metazoa, Chordata, Aves, Accipitriformes, Accipitridae. Gene Ontology annotation, molecular function: G protein-coupled receptor binding.